AGAAGGGAAAUGGAAUAGUUAUCUAUUAUGGAGAUGUGAAAAUGAGCCAGUGGUCGAGGAGCCCUUUAUUUUGGCAUUUUAACAAUGGAUGCCGAUGAUCUCCUGCUGAUGUACAUGCCAUAUUGUGUAUACAAGAAAAUUACUGUAUGUCUUGACGAAGCAAUAAAGAAACAUCCUGAAUUUUUGUCACAACACAAAGGGAAGGAAAACAAAUUAUCAUCACCUGGAGUGUUGCUAUUUGACGAAUUGUCCCGGAAGAGUUGGACUUGUCAUAAUCUCAAAGUAGAGAUUGAGUCAUAUGGUGAUGAUGAUAUCUCUCAAAGCUUUCAAACAAGUGUUAAUGUCAUCGGAGACAAGAGCCAAAAUGGAGAGCAAAGUUUGUUAUCUCAAAACUUAGCAUUACAAGAUCAUGUAGAUGAAUUAAAUCUUCAACUACGUCUCCAAGAACAACACAUAAGCAGAGUUGGCCAUCAGGAACAUUUGGUACCUCUUCAAAGAGGCAGUCACAUGUACAGAUCUCCUUCUCCCAUAAAUUGUCUCGAAGAAGACCCUGAUGACAUUGAAUUUGGGUGAACAGUUUUGACACCUGCAUUAUUUGUUUAAUUCUCCUGCUGAAGAGUGAAGAUAGGAAAUGAUGAUAGAAAUUGCCACGCAUCUCCAGAUUGAUUUGAAAAUCUGGGCUACCUAUAACAAUAUUACUAAAAUAAGGAAAAGCUGUCAUUUAAAAUUUUUGAAAUAGGUUUUAGAUUUAGUUGUCGCGGUGGGAGUGAGCUCAAUAUCGAGAUCUGUAAAUAGAUCUAUAAUUAGAGUUCAUAAAAGUUAGGUCCACCUUUGUUGUCAUAAUAAUAUAUGUCCAAAUGUGUCUGUAUUAUUAGAACUUUAUUAUAUAUAGACGGUACUCUGUAACACAACAGGAACUGCUUAGAAUAUUAAAACAUCAAUGGCAGUGAAAGGAUUAUAAUUUUGAAAAUCUUGCUUUCCAGUCUUUUUACCUUCUUUCAGUUGCCCCCUUUUCUCCUGCCUUUGUUUUCAUAUGACUGUGUCCCAUAUGACUGUCCCAUAUAUGACUGUGUCCCAUAUGACUGUAGCUCAGCAUCUUUCUCGCAAUUCUACGUACCUUGGUUUUCGAAUUAUCUAGUUUGAAGCUUACCAAAUGUUGCCAUUAUAACACGACUUUCCUCCAGUUGCAGGCUAAACCCUUCACGGAAUGUAAAUUGUUAGCUGGACGAUGAUUGGUGAUAUGAGAUUUUGGUAUUCAUGCUCACUUCCUUCAACUGUAAAUUUGUAUUAUACUAUCAUAGUUAUCCUGGAAUUUAUUUACAACUAGGUAUUAUUUCAUACUGAUUUGUGUGUUAUUAGCUUUUAUCUGGUGUUUGUUUGGGGUUUUGCAAGAAAGCUCAGAAGUAAUGCAGGGUUCCCUAAUUAUAUCCUUUUGGAAAAUAACAUAAUUUAAAUUUAUUUGAAUCUUUGAGUUUUUUAGAACUUGUAGAAACUUCUUAUAAAUUUCCAAAUUAGUUUCCGAUUUAACACCUCCAAUUGAAACAAAAAUGUACUUGUGCAAUGAGAAGUUGUGUAUUGUCUCAUAUUAUAAACGAUGGGAGGGGAUAAGAUUUAAAGUCCUUCUGCUGGCAAUGAUAAUUUAGCAUGUAAAAUAUUUUGAAAAAAAAAAACUCUGGCUAAUAUAACAUAACUGUGAGAAGUAAAUGGAUAGUUGAGUAUUUUAUGGAAAAUUGAAAUAAAAUCUAGUUUAUGAUAAAUUUAUUACUGUUUGUGUUACUAUUUGGUUAUUUUCCCAUUUAAUUUAAUGAUGAAGAUCAUGACGUCUUUUCAUGAUGUUUUAGUCUUGUAUUAUCUUUAUAUCAUGUUUCCUUGAUAAUAAUAUGAAAUGUCUAAAAAAGCAUCAAAUUAAGGUUAUUUUCUACUAAUACUGUCCAUUCUUGCAUCUCUCAUUGUGAAUUGAAAAAUGUUGCACUGGACACAAAAAUGUAAUCGAAAUCUGAUCUCUUCAAGAAAACAACAAAUUUUUCAAGAAAACAUUUCUUAGUUGAAUGUACACUGUAUAGCAUUUAUUACAUGAAAUUGACAGGAUUUAUCUACAAUAGACUACAGUAUAGGACCAUGCCAACAGAGGAAGAUUUAAAAGCGAUAGUUGUACACAAAAAGUACAGUUCCUCACGAAAAGGCAAGGGUGAGAGCGCUCGAAAGAGAAAGAGAUCAUCUUCCAGUGAUAGCAGUCAUACCUCUAUAUCUUCAGAAACUGAACAUAAGAGUGAAAUAAAGCAAGAGGCGAAAUCAGCAAAUCCAGAUGUGGGCUUCAUUCCAAGUAGAUUCUUGAAAGAUAAACCUCAAAGACGAAGCUCGUCACGACGCCGCGAGGAGGAGACUCUAGUCAGCUAUCCUGGGUACAAAGAUUCAAAGUCCCGUCGAGAUGAGGUGAAACGAGAGCGAUCCUUGAAUGAAAGACGAGAUGAGAGGAGAGAUGAGUCUAGAAGAGAUGAGUCUAGAAGAGAUGAGUCCAGAAGAGAUGAGUCUAGAAGAGAUGACAGAAGGGAUGACAGAAGGGAUGACAGAAGGGAGGAUAGAAGGGAGGAUAGAAGGGAUGAAAGAAGGGAUGAUAGAAGACACGAGGACGAUGACAGGGGCAGACGUGAUAGAGACCACGACAAUAGGCGAGAUGACCGUGGACGGGUAGAUGACGAUAACGUCACACGGCGCCCACGUGCGGAAGAGGACAAUUCGCGCGGAUCAAGGAAUGACUACCAGAAAUCAUUCGCUAACCAGAGAAGAGAUCCCGAGCAAACCAGACCCAGGCGUGGCGAUGAGGAUAACAGAAGGAAGCCAAGAGAGGAUCCAGAAAGGGUCUCAGGAAAGAGGUCUUCGUCUAUAGAUUCGAACAAAAGAAAAGGCAGGAGAGAUGAAGAUGAAGACUACGACCCAAUCUCAGACGAGGAGUUAGCUAUGUUAGAGGAAGAUGCUGGAAUCAUAGAGAUCUACAAAGAGUUGGAGCGUGAAAUGCGCAGCAAGCGCUACACCGCCAACCUGGAUAGUGUUGAUUUCAGCGCUCUUGAUUUACUGAAACCUGAGAAGAAACUAGAACCGGAACCAAGGACGAAGGACCCCAUAGACCGGCUACUGAAGUGUGGCUACAGCGCUAACUACGGCGGUAAAGCAAUCACCGAAAAGAUAAAAGCAUUGUCUUUACAGAGGGGUGUAGAAGCACCGCUGAACGGAGCGUUCUCAGCCAACAAGAAGACAUUAAGAACAGUGUUCCAAGAAACCCUGUCCCCACACAUAGCUUUAUCUUCUCACACUGACCUUCUUCUUAGACAGAAACUAGCGCUACUGUCACGUGAUAAGAACGGCUUAUACGUGGAAAAGCGUGAGGUGUCAGAGAUAGUUUUAACAGAUGAACCAGUUAACAACACAUUACUAAACGACAGUGUAAAACUCUUCAACCAGAUGGCGGGAACUAACCUGGAAGUAAAAUGAGGCAAUCCACGUGAUGCCCAUAUAAGGAGCAUUUGAUUUUAACUAUUUGAUUUGUUGAGUUCCAGAACGUUGACUAAUUAAUUGAUUUUCAAUUAUCUUAUCAGUUACAUGAUUACAUUUUGUGAUAAGCCCGGCACGAGAUAUACCGAUAAUAUCGGACAUAAUGGAUGAUAAUGGUUAGUAACCAUUGGUUACGUUACGCUGGAGUAACCUUACGGAAGUGAAUUGCAGGAUAUAAAUAUCGAAUCAGUGUGAUGAUGUAAUCAUGUAAAGCUAGAUGGGUUAGACCUUGUGUACGUGUAUUAUCUGAACUAAGUUUGUCUCCUUGAGAGCCCCUUAUAGUUAGCUGUUGUUUCGUUUAACCAAUUUGUAACUUUUUGAGUUGUUCUUCCGUAUUCUUAACUGAUUAGACAGAACACACUCCACUUGAUUGCAUGAGUCGUACUGUUUAGACUUAGUUACCCUGACCUAUAUUUACGACAUGGUGUAAAUUCACGAAAUAUAGAACUAUAGAAAAAUGGGAUUUUUCCAACUUGAUUAAUAAAUUAAUAAUCAAAUUGGUAAGAUCACGCGAGGGUUUGGUCAGAUUAAAUUAAAGAUUAAAUUUCACGGGUACUGCAACUAAUAAGUGAAUAAGUAAAAGUCACGCAUUGACCCGUAAGUGAUAGUUGCCAUUUGUCCUUUGUCUUGCAUUGACACUGUGUGCAAUGUGCAUGCUUCUCAGUUUGAAAGUAAAAUGUUUAUUCACACGUAAUAAUCACUAAGUUAUUUAACUAAGAACCACUAAUGAAAGAGAUCCUACCACCUUGGUUAAACGUACACGUGAGGCACGUCCAUCCGCCUGGUAGUGGCUGACUGUUUUUACAAGAUUACAUAUUAUUGUAUUUGUGUAAAUUGAGCUUCUGCUUUAAUUUAUUUACUAG
Bolinopsis microptera is the source of this 4412-nucleotide messenger RNA. RefSeq names its product serine/threonine-protein kinase fray2-like. Bases 2074 to 3489 code for a protein of 471 amino acids. The record is from RefSeq and is a predicted model, not a curated record. Lineage: Eukaryota; Metazoa; Ctenophora; Tentaculata; Lobata; Bolinopsidae. The transcript has 12 exons.